Haliotis rubra (blacklip abalone) is the source of this 544-nucleotide messenger RNA. RefSeq lists its product as uncharacterized. The record is from RefSeq and is a predicted model, not a curated record. NCBI's taxonomy places the organism in Eukaryota, Metazoa, Mollusca, Gastropoda, Lepetellida, Haliotidae. The transcript is spliced from 5 exons. Bases 137 to 478 code for a protein of 113 amino acids.
UUCACAGUUUAGAUGAUGCAUUUAUACAGAGAGUUCAUUAUUAUUUCUCUAGGAGGACAAUCUUGUCACGUAUCUGCGGAAUCUGAUUCAGGGAAACUUCAGUGGCGACAGAGAUGGGCGGGGAGAGAGGCACAGAAUGUUUCUGCAAAGAUAUCCGUAUCAGGACGUGAAGGCAGGCUUUGCAGCAAGUUACAUACCAGCAGAGCUCUAUGGACACCUCCUGAAGUGGCUUGAAACCAACUUUACACGUCGUAUCCCAAAAGACAAAAGCUGCCGCUACACCAGCUCACUGACCACUGUCUUGGAUGUGCACAAUGUGGACGACAAACUCAAAGAACUGACUCUGCAGUAUAUGUGUGCAACAACACACUACAUUUUUUAUGUAGCAGUGAAAGAGGCGUGCUUGUACCUCACAGAGAAAUCCACAAAACUCAACUACAUGGAUCUCAAUAGAGAGUGCUCUGAAAUGGAGUCUUAGAGAGAAAGAGAGAGAGAGAGAGAGAGAGAGAGAGAGAGAGAGAGAGAGAGCGAGAGAGAGAGCGAG